CGGCUUUCAUUCUGGGGAUUGCGAUUGGCCGAAUUUGUAAUACGUUUUGUGAUGUUGUUUAUAUGCGUGGUGCCAGUCCGUAGGCUACUGUGAUAGGGAGGAAAAUCUGUGUUUUGGCACGUGUGUUUGAAAGCGGCUUCCCAAAUUCCAGCACCAUGUCCGAAGACGCGGGCUCCAGCCAGUCCCAGACGCAGUCCCAGCCUCAGACGCAGUCCCAGAGCGGCUCCAGCUCUUCCUCAGGCCCGGCGUCCGCCAGCCAGUCCUCGUCAUCCUCGGGCACGCUGAGCUCGGUGGACACCGCGCCGGUGAAGGACCUGCCGUCCAUUCCGGAGGAACCGGAGCCCCAGCCCUGGGGUCGUCUGCUCCCCAUGGAGAGAGGUUUUAAAGUGCACAAUUGCGUAGAGGAUCAGUACUGGUUUGGACGCGACAGGGGCUGCCACUACUGCUUCGAUGACCCAGUUUUAAAAAUGACUGAGAAGUAUACAACUUACAGUAAGAAACACUUCAGGAUUUUCAGGGAGGAUGAUAUUGUCUACAUUGAGGACACUAGCGGGAACGGGACCUUUGUGGAUGGAAUACUCGUUGGGAAGGGAAAGCGGCUUCCCCUCGCCAACAACGCCGAGCUGGCACUUAGUCAGCCCCGCCACAAAGUGUUUGUGUUUAUCGACCUCAUGGUGGACGAACAGUCGAACCUCCCUAAAGAGUUCACGGAAAAGUACUUGCUUUCUAGAAAGAUUGGAGUAGGAGUGUGCGGAGAAGUGAAGCUAGCAUUUGAAAGGGCUACGUGCAAGAAAGUGGCGGUCAAGACGAUUAGCAAAAAGGAUUUUCCGUCCGUCGGAACUGCCUCGCGAAAUGCGGAGAGGGAGAUCGAAAUCCUGAAAAAAAUAGACCAUCCUUGUUUAAUAAAGACAGAGGACUUCUUCCAAACAGAUGAAUCAUACUACAUUGUAUUAGAGCUCAUGGAAGGCGGAGAGCUCUUUGACAGAGUGAAAGCUAAAAAACAGCUCCCCGAGCCCAUUGCCAAGAUGUAUUUUUAUCAGAUGCUGCUGGCAGUCGAAUACCUCCACAGUCAGGGAAUCAUUCACAGAGACCUGAAACCUGAGAAUGUCCUCCUCGCCUCAAACAAUGAUGUCUGUCUCAUCAAGAUCACGGACUUCAAUCAGUCCAAGAUCCUGGAGGAGACGGCGCUGAUGAGGACCCUGUGCGGCACGCCCACCUACCUGGCGCCGGAGGUGUUCACCGACGCCGUGACGGUGGGCUACGGCCGGGCGGUGGACUGCUGGAGCCUGGGGGUCCUCCUGUUCGUUUGUUUAUCCGGGUAUCCCCCAUUCCACACGGAAGAGAUCGGAAUGUCCGUGCGGGACCAGAUCACACAGGGAUGCUACAGGUUUAUCCCAUCGAUUUGGGCCAAGGUGUCCGAGGAAGCCAAGGAUCUUGUCAAGAAGCUCCUGGUGGUCGACCCCAAAAAGCGACUGACCAUUGAGGAGGCACUCCAGCACCCGUGGAUGCAGGAUGAGCAGAUGAAGGCCACUGCCUUUGAGGUGAUGUACCCGGAUGGAGGAGGUCCAAGGCCCUCCACCAGUCGCAAAAGGCCUCUGGAAGACCAGGAAGAACAGCCAGGGAAGAGAAGGCCAGGUCCACCUUCAGCCGCAGCUGAAUGAGAACACUACCUCCGACCAUUUAACCUUUUUUAAAUAGUUUUUUUUUUUUCAUCCUUUGUCUGCCGAAUCAUUCACAAAUUACUGUCCCUUAUAUUUCGGUUUGAUUUGUUUAAUAAAUUAUACCUUUUGUA
Molecule: messenger RNA, 1792 nt
Organism: Anguilla anguilla (European eel)
Lineage: Eukaryota; Metazoa; Chordata; Actinopteri; Anguilliformes; Anguillidae
Gene: chek2
Product: checkpoint kinase 2
Exons: 15
Coding region: 156-1661 (501 amino acids)
Biological process (GO): protein phosphorylation; mitotic DNA damage checkpoint signaling
Cellular component (GO): nucleus; cytoplasm
Molecular function (GO): ATP binding; protein serine/threonine kinase activity; protein binding
Source: RefSeq, a predicted model, not a curated record